Hyalella azteca is the source of this 3307-nucleotide messenger RNA. Its product is annotated as serine/threonine-protein kinase NIM1-like. Gene Ontology annotation, biological process: intracellular signal transduction; microtubule cytoskeleton organization; protein phosphorylation. The record is from RefSeq and is a predicted model, not a curated record. Gene Ontology annotation, cellular component: cytoplasm. Bases 459 to 2210 code for a protein of 583 amino acids. Lineage: Eukaryota; Metazoa; Arthropoda; Malacostraca; Amphipoda; Hyalellidae. The transcript has 7 exons. Gene Ontology annotation, molecular function: protein serine/threonine kinase activity; ATP binding; tau-protein kinase activity.
GAGUGUUUUAAAAUCGCAAUAUUUUCAUGAAUAGUGAAUUCCCUCAACAUAAAUAUUCGUUUUCUUAGAAUUCAAUGAAUACAGAAUCAGGCUUCGAUGAUUUGAUAAUAGUCAAUUUUAUUGUGCAAUAUUGCAGAAUACUAGACAACAAUAGAAGUUUAAUCUAUUAAGUGAGUGAGUGAGUGAAUGAGCUAUUUUUAAUAAAUAAUCAUAGAUUAAGUUCAUGAUGAAAAAUGUAACUAAGAAUACAACUAAGGACUGUACAAAUGUAGCUACGUAAAUUUCGAACUUAUGUGCAAAAUUUCCCGCAAUUGUUUCCAGUGAACUAAAGUAGCUAACAGAUUUUCAUCUCAGUGAGAAGAUAAUAUAAAUCGCAAAAUAAUUGGCCAGACUCUGCAACCCGAGUGGAAAAAGUGUUAAAUUUAUUUAAAUAAAGACUGAAGAAGCUUUACGGUAUCAUGUUGGUGACGUCAUCAGCUCUACCAGGCAACCGCAUGCAGUACACGCGUCAUGAGGUCGCUAGGAACUCGUCUACACGGUCCACCUCCAGCACAGGCGAUGGCUACACAAGCGAGGCUAAGAACCUGGGGGCGUACGAGCGCUGCCUCUACAGCCUGGCUCACGACCCGCGCUGGCAGAAGGAGUCGCUGCUGGGGCGCCGUGUUGGUCUCUACAGGUUCAGGGGCGAGCUCGGACAAGGCAACUUCUCUACCGUCAGGCUCGCGUUUCAUCAGCUCACUAGAGACAAAGUUGCCGUGAAGGUCAUCGACAAAACAAAGCUAGACCCGCGCACACAGCGCAUGCUGGCGCGCGAGAUCUCCAACAUGGACGCCGUCGCUCACCCAAACAUUAUCAGGUUGUUCGAGGUGGUGGAGACGGUGUCCAAGAUCCAUCUGGUGCUGGAGUACGCUGGUGGAGGGGAGCUCUUCAACUUCAUCAGCACGGAGGGGAAGCUCAAGGAGGGAGAUGCCGUAGCUGUCUUUUCUCAGCUCUUGUCUGCUGUCUCGUACCUGCACGCACUAUCAAUAGUGCACCGGGACAUCAAGGCUGAGAACGUCUUCAUAACGCGGCGGCUGCGCGUGAAGCUCGGAGACUUGGGCUUCUCAACCCGCAUCUCCGAGCCCGACCAACCCCUCACCACCUUCUGCGGGUCUCCGCCCUAUGCUGCACCGGAGCUCUACAAGGACGCGUCGUACGCUGGUCCGGGCGUGGAUGUGUGGGCGUUGGGCAUCUUGCUAUUUUUCAUCCUGACGGCGGAGAUGCCCUUCAGGGCCAACACUGUCUCAGCUCUCAAGCGCCACAUCCUCGCAGGGGCCUUCACAUUCCCUUCACAUGUCUCUCCUGCAGCACAAGACCUCAUCAAGAAAAUACUAGUGCAGGAGCCUCACCUGCGUCUCACGACAGCAGGCAUCGCCGAGCACGAUCUGCUCUCUGGAGUGCACCCAUCUCUCCCCCAACAUCGAUCCCCUUCGCAUUUAUGCCCUGCAGCUCUAUCCCCUUCUUCUCAACACGUUCAUUCAGCUCCCUCUUCUCCUUCGUCACAUAAGAACUUCCUCGAGACUCCUGAUCAUCAUCAUCAUCAUAAUCACCAUCAUCACUCUGAUGACCAACACGGACAUUCUGUAGAACUUUUGACUCUACCCGACGACGACUCAUCGCAAAGCAGUCAUCAGCACAGCAGAAACAAAGCACGCAGAUCUUCUUCAGCGAGAUCAGCAUCGCCCAGGGACAACAAAACUCAGUCGAGAAGACAUUCUUGCAUGCCAAGAUCGUCUUCCCUCAAGUCACAGUCGUCAAGUUUUGGCUUCCGAGCGUUCCCAUCGUCGCCUCUCCCUCACUACGUUAACAGUCCUCAGACGGACGUUUCUUUUGAUCUUUUGACCGAGUCUGAAAUAGAAAGCCUAGCAAUGCUGGAUCAUUGGGGCAUCUCCAAGAACGCUUUGAGUGAAGCCUCGCCUCUUGGCGCUCGAUCCCCUAUAGUCGGAACCUACAGAAUAUUGCUUCACAGGAUUUUAAACAGAGGCCAAGAUGCCGAAGAUGAACAAACAGAAGCAGAAACAACUCAACAAAAUCGCAGUAAAAGUGAAGACAGACUAUCCAGCGCCAGAAAGUCUAUCAGAAGUACUUCACCACUCAAACAUAGGCUUAAGUUGAUGAAUAACGCGUAUACAUCUGAAAAUAGUCGGAGUAGGACGUGUACAAUCAUAUGAUGCAUAUUUAAACCUUUCCUUCGAUGCGUAGGUUACAUAUCGCGGCGCCUUGUGCCUUGCUAAAACUCAAAUGGCUAAAACUAACCCAUCAAAAAGUAUCAGCUACUAAAACUAACUCAUGAAAAAGUAUCAGCUAUUAAAACUAACUCAUGAAAAAGUAUCAGCUAUUAAAACUAACUCUUGAAAAAGUAUCAGCUACUAAAACUAACCCAUGAAAAAGUAUCAGCUUAGCUUCUUGUACCUUUGUUAGCUGUUUCUCCAUUAAUGUUUUGCAUUUCUCUGGCAAUCAACUAGGAGUUCUUCACUCAUCUUUGUUAAGGUACCUCGAAUUUUCCCGCAUUUGACUCACAGAAACGCCCCAAUCCCUGCUUGCGAGAAUGCGAAAAAACGAGUCUAGAAGUGUGCUCGUGUUGUUUCAAAAUUCAGUUUUAUGAGUGUCAAUUUCAAUAUAUGACGAACAGUAAAGAUUAUUAAUCCAAUGCAGUCUAAUAGAAACAAUUUGAAGCAAUAUAACUACAAUGGCUAAUGAUAGUCAUGAAUAAUUUUUUAGUUCCAGAAAUUGGUGUGCAAUUCAUGCUUUAGCAAGAAGUCAGCUGAACUUUUAUCUGUUCCAAUUUGGGUCAAUAUUUAGAGGCUAAGUCAAAAUUUUUAUAGAAAUAAAUUUUCGGACAAGACCGAAAAGAACAUAUAGUUUAUUUCAACAAGGUGCAGCGUUACUGCGUAAUGUAGUUGGCACCACUCAACUAUCCUCUUUCCCGAGUAUGGAAUGUAUAUACAUGAAACUUAUAUUCAAUAAUGAACCAUCGUUACUUCAUGUAUUUAAUGAAUCAUAUCAAUAUCUUCAGCCAUAUCUCCGGAGAUUUUGUGAUAAAUGGUCUUAUCUGCUUCCAUAAUUGCGUGUUGGUUGUUAAAUGUUAUUAGCAGUACUAAUUAUAAAUUUUAGUUAAGCAUUUGUGUUGAUAGUUUAUUAAAAAAUAAAUCGCCAUGACGUUGCAACGUUACUUCUUUUAACGUAAUAUAAUUAUAUUUAAGAUGAAUAAUUGAAUAUAUAUCGAUCUAUUUAGAUACGUGUGAAGUAAAGGAAAAAUAUGAAUAAA